AUGUCACAUAAAAGCUUUAAGGAAAUCAGGAAAGUAAACAUUUCCAGCUCCUUGGAGUCUGAAGAUAUUAGCUUAGAAACCACAGUGCCAACUGAUGAUGUUUCCUCCUCUGAAGAGAGAGAAGGUACUGUUAAAAUCACUAAGCAGCUGAUUGAACGGAAAGAGUUGCUCCAUAAUCUUCAACUGCUUAAAAUAGAAUUAUCGCAGAAAAACCUGAUGAUUGACAACCUGAAGGUAGAAUAUUUGACCAAGAUUGAAGAGCUAGAAGAGAAGCUUAAUGAUGCAAUCCAUCAAAAGCAGCUGUUGUCUUUACGACUGGAUAGCCAGCUGGCAUUACAGCAAGAAGAUGCUAGAAAACAUCAGGCUCUAAUGAAACAAGAAAUGGAAACUAUUUUAUUGAGACAGAAGCAACUGGAGGACACAAAUCGCCAACUAAGGGAGAGGGCUGGAGAUAUCCGUCGUAGUUUGCGAGACUUGGAAUUGACAGAUCAUAGCUAUGAGAAGCUAAAGUCUCUUCCUGAAGAUGAGCUUUCUAUCCCUGAAUAUGUUUCUAUCCGAUUCUAUGAAGUAGUCCAUUCCUUAAGGAAAGAACUAAGUGAUCUACAGAUGAAAAAGGAGAGCUUAGUAGAAGAGUUAAGUGGCUACAAAUCCCAACUGAAGCGUCUUACAGAGAGCUAUGAAGAGGAGAGGAGAAGUCGGUCAGAGCUUGAGGUUAGAUGCCAGCGUUUAACACUGGAGCUGGCUGAUACCAAGCAGAUGAUUCAGCGAGCAGAUUACAGACAAGAGAACUAUGAUAAAGUAAAAUGUGAACGUGAUGUAUUUGAACAUGAAUUGUCAGAACUCAGAAGAAAAUAUGAAAUACUGGAGGUGUCACACAAAGCACAAGCUAAAGAAAGAAAUGACUUAUCAAAAGAGUUGGCAACCAUACAACAAUCCCUCAACUUGUUGCAAAAAGAUAAAGAUUAUCUUAACCGCCAGAACAUGGAGCUUAGUGUUCGCUGUGCACAUGAAGAAGACCGUCUUGAAAGACUUCAGAUUCAGCUGGAGGAUGCCAAAAAAGCCAGGGAAGAAAUGUAUGAAAAAUACGUUGCAUCCAGAGACCACUAUAAAACAGAAUAUGAAAAGAGACUCAAUGAAGAGUUGGAGCAAAUCAGGUUGAAAACAAAUCAAGAAAUUGAUCAAUUAAGAAGCACUUCAAAAGAGAUGUAUGAACGUGAAAACAGAAAUUUGAGAGAGGCAAGAGAUAAUGCUGUUGCUGAGAAAGAAAGAGCAGUUAUUGCUGAGAAGGAUGCCUUAAGAAAAUACGAUCAACUCCUCGAACAGUAUAGACAAAUGCAGCUUGGCACAGAAAGCAAAGUAGCUGAACUUCUUCACCAAAGUAAGUUGAAGUCCUUUGAAUGUGAACAUGUUCAACUCAUGCAACAAGAAACAGCUAAGAAUCUUUCACAAUGCCAAAUGGAAUGUGAGAAAUAUCAGAGAAAACUGGAGGUGCUUACGAAGGAAUUUUAUAGUCUUCAGUCUUCUAGUGAAAUGCGCAUCACUGAACUUCAAACACAGAAUUCUGAGUUGCAAGCAAGGCUAGAUACUUACGAAAAACUUGAGAAAGAGCUUGAUGAGAUAAUAUUGCAGACAGCAGAAAUGGAAGAUGAAGCUGAAGCUGAAAGAGUUCUCUUCUCAUACGGUUAUGGUGCUAAUGUUCCUACAACAGCCAAAAGACGACUAAAGCAAAGUGUUCACUUAGCAAGGAGGUUACUGCAGCUAGAAAAGCAAAACUCGUUGCUUGUAAAAGAUCUGGAACAUCAGAAGGAACAAGUAACACAGAUUUCACAAGAGCUUGACAGAGCAAAUUCUUUGUUGAGUCAAGUACAACAGCCGUACAAAUACCUCAUUGAAACUGUGCAACAGAGAGAUUCUCAAAUAAAUCUACAGAAAGAACGUAUUACACAACUUGAAAAAGAUUACAGUCUUUUAAAUAAAGAAAAGACAGCUUUGCUGCGUGUCAAGAAUCAAAUGGCAGCAGAUUUGGAGAGACUUCUAAAUCACCGUGAGGAACUAGCCACAAUGAAACAGAUUCUAAUUAGUCUACAUGGUAAACACUAUGAGCAAAAUUUACCUCAGCCUCAUACUGAUGUAAAAAGUGCCAUGGCAAAAAACAAAACAAACCCUUCAGUAAAACUACUGCCAGAACAUGAAGAUGGGAAUGUGUUUACACCUAAGCCAACACUAUUUACAAAUAAAGAGGCACCUGUAUGGUACAAGAAACUGCAGAAGAAAGCAUCACCAUAG
Messenger RNA from Indicator indicator, 2286 nucleotides. RefSeq names its product progesterone immunomodulatory binding factor 1 (gene PIBF1). Lineage: Eukaryota; Metazoa; Chordata; Aves; Piciformes; Indicatoridae. The record is from RefSeq and is a predicted model, not a curated record. The coding region runs from base 1 to 2286 and encodes 761 amino acids. Gene Ontology annotation, biological process: cilium assembly. The transcript is spliced from 17 exons. Gene Ontology annotation, cellular component: centriolar satellite.